Molecule: messenger RNA, 1920 nt
Organism: Rotaria sordida
Lineage: Eukaryota; Metazoa; Rotifera; Eurotatoria; Philodinida; Philodinidae
Source: the annotation of a GenBank genome assembly
AUGGUUCAAAUAAAUGAUAGAUCACUUGAUACAUCUACUGCUCUAAAACAAGCAGCAAACAUAUUAAAUGUAGUAGAACCUGCAAAUUGGGCUAAUUAUAUGAAUCCAACAUCAACAACUGGAUCAAUUGGUCAAGCUAAUGUUGGAAGUGGAACACUUGCUACUGUUAUGGCUAGUUGGUCAAUUCCAGAUCAAUUUCGUGCUAAAGCUGUUCGAAAAGUCAAUUUAUUAGUGAUUGCUGCAACAGAAGGAUCUUAUACAGCUCAAGCAUUUCUAUUUGAUACUAAAACUAGUGUUGCAUUAUCAACAUUAAUAGUUGCUACACAGAAACUUGAUUCUCCAAGUGAUCCAAAUUCACCAAUUUCAGUUUCUUAUGUAAUAAUUAAUUCAAAUGCAGCUAUCAAACAACAAUACACAUAUUACACUGUACGAGAUUGUCAUAGGUGUCCAAAAUGUCUAUGGUUCAGCAAGUGUUGUUGUCAUGAUGAAACGAAGUCUUCACCACGUGAUAAUACAUUAGACGAAUUGAAUAUUAUAAACCAAAAACUGAAAGUUGAUCAAUUUGCUUGGUUCAAUCAACAAACAUUGAAUAGAGCAAUUAAAAAACGUGAUUUAUUUAAAUAUAAUUCUAAUAAACAGAUAAUAUCUUUGACUGAAGCAAUUGAAAAUUAUCUCUCAAAUAAAAUUGUCAAAGGUGAAAUAUUAGCAUCGUACAAUGAUUCAAUCUUAUCAACAUUACAAACUCAUAUUACAUCAUUAAAAUUAUCAACUGAAUCAUUGAAAAUGACAAAAUUAAAAAGUCAAAAUCUUCGUUUAGUUCUAUCAACAUUAACAAAAGAUUAUGGAUUUGAAGAUAUUUAUAAUAAUACAUUAUUUAUCGAACAAUUAAAAACAGGAAGAUUUUCAUAUGAAAAUUUAUUUACUAGUUCAAUUAGUGUUGAUAAUAAAAGUCGAGCUAUUAAAUAUAUUUGGUUAAUUGGUCAAACUGUUGAUAAUUUAACAUAUUCAAUUAAUUUCUUUUUUGUAAAUAUUACUUCUCAACAAUUAAUUAAUAGAUUAUUAUCAAAUAAUACAAAUACUAAUAAAUCUAAUUAUACGAUCGAUUAUAAUAAAAAGUUAAAAAUUAUACGUACUUCAAUAUUAAAUGAUCGUGGUAAAUUUUUAAAUGAAGAUCUUUUAACAUUGAUAACACCAUGGCAAUUAAAAACAACAAAAAUUACAUUAAAUAUUUUACGUUUUAUUGCUGCUAGUACAAUUAUUCCACAAAAAUAUCGAAUGUUAUCAUAUUUUAAUCCUGAAAUAAUCUCACCCACAGUGAAUCAUAAUAAAACUUAUGCUCCUCAGCCACGAGCUAUUUCAGCUAAAAUCUUAGCUUUAUCUAAGGCCAUUUCAGCUGCUGCCAAUGCUUGGAAAGAUUUUGUAACUGCAUUCAAAUCAAGUCGUUCUACUACAAUUACACGUAUUGUACAAUUUGGUUUUAAAUAUUUUUCUCAGAAAUCAACAAUUUUAAAAGCAAUUAAUAUACCAACUGAUAGAGCAACGGAAUUUAUUAAUGCAGUUAUUGUUGAUUAUAAUUUACCAUCAAAAGGUAGUUUUAUGCUUGGUUUAACAUAUUCAGAUGAUUUUGCUUGGGAUCGUAUUGAUUAUCUUUAUUCGCCAUCAAACAAUGGAAAUUAUCGUUCUUUAACAUUAUUCAAAAAUGGUGAUAGUUUAACCAAUACUGCUUCAUUUUUCAUUGUUGAUAUCAAUGCUGAUUGGCAAUUAGCACAUGAUUUAUUAUUAAUACAAAAAUCAAAAAGUUAUCUAGGUGGUCUUUUCGAAAAUGAAGCUGUUAAAUUACAACAAUUCUUUACGCUUGUAGCUAUGGGCAAUUUAGGUUCAAAAGUAGGUGCUAAUGUUGCUCUACCACAAUUGAAUUAA